UGGCGGCGCAGCGGUAGCUGUCUCCGGUUUGUGGCCUCCAAGGAUCCCAGACGGUUUUUGCUUUCGGGCCGUGCGGGUGGCAAAGCUUGGGUGAACCCUGCGUCCACAUUAGGCACUCAAUUAGGACUGGUCCUGUUGCAGUCUCGGUGGGCUCCGGGGAGUGGUAGUGAUCUCGUUGCAGGUGCCUUGCGCCGGUGGUGCUUGCCGGAGGAAGAGGGAAAGCGACCAUCCUCCGCCGUCUUCUGGGUCUGCAGCUUUGCAGUUCAUGGACCUCUGCGGGCUCUGGAGGAGUUGUACGUCUAAGGGAGCUUCAAGAGUUCAAGUUCUCUAGUGUGAGAGGCCGCCUAGGAUCCCUGGGGCCGCGAACAAGUCCUCAAGGACUUCGCUUCCUCCUUAAUAGGACUCGCUUUGCUGUAUCGAUUGACCCUGCGUUCUUUCCCAUUUCCUCUCAAUGUUCUCUCUGUAUAUCAGGAAAUAUGAUCAGCGCCCCUGACGUGGUAGCCUUCACCAAAGAAGAUGAAUACGAGGAAGAGCCUUACAACGAACCGUCCCUGCCUGAGGAGUACUCAGUGCCGCUCUUCCCUUUCGCCAACCAGGGAGCCAACCCGUGGUCUAAGCUGUCCGGGGCCAAGUUCUCAAGGGACUUCAUCCUUAUUUCAGAGUUCUCUGAGCAGGUGGGACCCCAACCCUUGCUGACCAUUCCCAAUGACACCAAAGUUUUUGGUACUUUUGAUCUCAAUUACUUCUCUCUGCGUAUCAUGUCUGUGGAUUACCAGGCUUCCUUUGUGGGCCAUCCUCCUGGUUCUGCCUACCCCAAGCUAAACUUUGUGGAGGACUCCAAAGUAGUGCUGGGAGACUCCAAGGAAGGAGCGUUUGCAUAUGUGCAUCACCUCACCCUGUAUGAUCUAGAAGCCCGAGGCUUUGUGAGGCCCUUCUGCAUGGCAUAUAUCUCAGCAGACCAGCAUAAAAUCAUGCAGCAGUUCCAGGAGCUUUCAGCUGAAUUUUCUAAAGCCUCUGAGUGUUUGAAAUCAGGCAACAGGAAGGCAUUUGCUGGGGAACUUGAAAAAAAGCUGAAAGACUUGGAUUAUACUAGGACAGUCCUGCACACAGAAACAGAGAUCCAGAAGAAAGCCAAUGAUAAAGGUUUUUACUCAUCUCAGGCAAUUGAAAAAGCUAAUGAACUGGCUAGUGUAGAGAAGUCCAUUAUUGAACAUCAAGACCUGCUGAAGCAGAUCCGAUCAUAUCCUCAUAGGAAGGUGAAGGGGUCUGAUUUGUGUCCUGGUGAGAUGGAGCAUACCCAGGGUCAGGCUGACCAUGCAUCCACUACCUCUAACCCAGAUGAGUCUGCUGACUCAGACAUUUACACCUGCAGACCAGCCUAUACCCCAAAACUCAUUAAAGCAAAGUCUACCAAGUGUUUUGACAAGAAGUUGAAGACAUUGGAGGAGCUCUGUGACACUGAGUAUUUCACCCAAACCCUAGCCCAGCUCGGCCACAUUGAACGCAUGUUCAGAGGAGACCUGUGCUACCUCCUGACCAGUCAGAUUGACCGAACACUUCUAAAACAACAACAUAUAACAAACUUCCUCUUUGAAGACUUUGUGGAUGCUGAUGACAGGAUGGUGGAGAAACAAGAGAGUGUACCAUCUCAGCUCAGUCAAGACAGGCUACCUUCCAGGUCUCUGGAAGAAUGCCUGAUCCCUAAAGUGUUAAUUAGUGUUGGUUCCUACAAGUCCAGUGUGGAGUCUGUGUUGAUCAAGAUGGACCAGGAACUUGGAGAUGAGGAGUACAAAGAAGUAGAGGUGACAGAAUCAAACAGUUUUGACCCCCAAGAAAACCUGGACUACCUGGAUAUGGACAUGAAAGGGAGCAUCAGCAGUGGUGAAAGCAUUGAAGUUCUGGGCACUGAGAAGUCUACUGCUCUGCUGGCAAAGUCUGACAGCCAGGCAAGCCUUACGGUGCCAUUAAGUCCCCAGGUGGUCCGAAGCAAAGCAGUCAGCCACAGGACCAUCAGUGAGGACAGUAUUGAAGUCUUGAGCACCUGUCCUUCUGAGGCCCUCAUCCCUGAUGACUUUAAGGCCAGCUAUCCAAGUGCCAUUAAUGAGGAAGAAUCAUAUGCAGAUGAGGGGGCCAUCCACUUUAGUGCAAGCAUCAAUCCACUGGAGCUAAGUGAGGCCCAGGAGGGUGGUUUGGAAAACACCCCGCCUCAGAUAGAUUCCUCCUGCUGUAUUGGAAAGGAGAGCAAUGGUCAACUGGUACCACUCCCCAUCCCUGCCCACACUCUCUCUGAUGAGGAUGGUGUAGUGAGCAUUCCCCCACAGCGCUACAGGCAGAAGGACCAGCACUUCCAUGUGGACUUUGCAGUGGAAAACACCAAUCCUUCACAAGACAACAGUUGUGAGACAUUCCCAGCUUAUGAAUUGGAUCCAAACCACCUGCUGGCUAGCCGGGAUGUCAGUAAGACUAGUCUGGAUAACUAUUCUGACACCAGCUAUGUGAGCAGUGUAGCCUCCACUAGCUCAGACAGGACCCCCUCCUCUGCUUACCCAGUCAGCUUGUCUUCCGAGAGGCAUAAAAAGAGGGCUGGCCAGAAUGCCUUAAGAUUCAUCCGCCAGUACCCCUUUGCCCACCCAGCUAUCUACUCCCUACUCAGUGGGAGGACCCUCGUGGUUCUAGGAGAAGAUGAAACCAUAGUCAGGAAGCUUGUGACAGCAUUGUCCAUUUUUGUUCCCAACUAUGGCCACUAUGCCAAACCUGUGAAGCACUGGGUGUCCUCUCCUUUGCACAUUAUGGAUUUUCAGAAGUGGAAGCUUAUUGGCCUGCAGAGAGUGGCCUCUCCUGGCAGUGCAGGCACACUUCAUGCCUUGAGCCGCUACAGCCGCUACACGAGCAUCUUGGACCUGGACAACAAAACCCUACGCUGUCCCCUGUACAGGGGUACACUGGUGCCCCGCCUGGCAGACCACCGCACUCAGAUCAAGCGGGGUGGCACCUAUUACCUGCAUGUGCAGAGCAUGCUCACCCAGCUCUGCUCCAAGGCCUUCCUCUACACUUUCUGCCACCACCUGCACCUGCCAGCCCAUGACAGGGAGACAGAGGAUGUAGUGGCUAGCCGACAGCUGAGCUUCCUGAAGCUGAACCUGGGUCUAGUGAAUGAGGACAUCAGGGUGGUCCAGUACCUGGCUGAGCUGCUGAAGCUGCAUUAUAUGCACGAAUCUCCUGGGACCAGCAACCCCAUGCUCAGGUUUGACUAUGUACCCAGCUUUUUGUACAAAAUCUGAGGUUGGUCCCAGCCACUGUGUCUAAGACCUGUGACUCAGGGUACAGUGAAGGGAGGGCUUGGCAUGAUCAAAAGGUCACCUGAGCUGGACUGUUGUGGUUUCUGAUCUCAUCGGUGGGAAACAGCUGAGAGUCCAGUUUUCUGAAAGUGUCUGGAAGUACAGUAAGUUUCCUUUGGCUUUUUUUGUUAAAGAAUGGCCUGAGGACCAGCAGCCCAAGCAGGAAGAAAAAAACCUCAGUCCUUGGGCUGGGAAGAGGUAAGAGGUGGAGCAGCUAUAGACAAAGCACACUGGCCACAUUCAGCAUCACCGGAUACUUGAGUGGCAAGAAUCACCCAGGGAAGCAGCCUAUUAACUGAUGAUUUGGAAGAAAACAAUGGCAAAACAUAUAUUGCCUCAUUCAGACCCUCAUGUGUCCCUUCAUUUGGCCUCUUGAAGCCCAUCAUCCCAAAGGAGGCUCCUAAAUGAGAUAGAGGCAGAAGGCUCUGGCCAGCUGGGGAGUGGAAAACAUGCUUCUAGGCUCUAGGGCUGCAGAGAACGUGCGCGGCCCUUUCUGUCCGCACCUUCACAGGGAGGGAAGCACCUGGGAGAAUACUUGUAGUCAUCAUAGGCCCAGAGGGGAAAUAGGCACAGAUGGCCACAGUCAAUGUGAGGACUGUCCUGGAAACUGCAGAUGAAGCCAAACAUGGGGCCAGAAGGCUGUUUCCACUGUGCAGAUGACAAGCUGUCAGUUCUGGGACUACCCAUGGGCUCUCCCUAGCCAUAGUGCAUGUGCAUUGAUUGUCCCCUGAAAAGGUCAUAUCCUAGGACUUGGCAGAGGUCAUAACUCCAGUUGUCACCCACAGCAAACCUUUGCAACCACUUCACUACCUCUCAUGGAGUCUUAUGGGCUUGGUGGCAGUGGUGUUCUGCUUAGCUGUUUGGCUGGCAGGAACUGAGAUGGCAGGAAUUUCAUCAGAUAGCCUCCCAUGUGGCUCUGCCUCUUGGAGGCUAUGCUUACCUCUUCCCACAGCUCAUGACUGUCCCUAUACAAGUCCCUUUGCAAAGAUGGUAUUGUCCUUUGGCAUCUCCACCUUUCCCAUUGCUGGUGAUCAGCAUGGCUUCCCUAGGGCUCUCCACCAGCUGUCAUUGGUAUAUAGUAGCCAGGGUUUUUCACAACUUUGAAAAAUACCAUACUUUUUUUAAUGCUAUUUUUUCCUCAUAAGUAGGGACAACUCUUGGUAUUACUCCUUUUUAAUUUGUUCCAUGAAAACUAUGGUAAAUGAGACCUAAGUCAGUCCUGUGUGCAUCUGUCAGCCUUUGUGUCCUUUGUACUUGGGUCCUGCUGUUGUGGCUUAGUUUUCCUGUCAGCCUGUGCACAGCACUGAGGCCUCCUCACUGAUGGAACCAGCUUUGCUUCUGAGACUGCAGAGACUUGGUAGAAACCAGGUGAUGAAAGGCAGCUGGCAACACGUUACUCUUUCAGUCACUUUCCUUGCCCAGGUCCUUGGCACAAAGGUAUGGCCUAUUCAUCCAUUGGGUUCUGAUCAGGGUCCCUCUUUCUGUCAGAGUGUGAGAUUUUGAUGCUGAGGUUAUAACAGAAUUGUUUGAGGCAUGUUACUGCCUAUGUCUUACCAGUUCUAUGUCUCUUUGCCCAUUACACAUGUCCACAGACAGAAGUCAAAGGAUACUUCUGAUGGGAAUAUCCACUGUCUUUCUUUAUGGGCUCCUUAUCUGUUAGCACUUCCCCA
This is a messenger RNA of Octodon degus (degu), 5008 nucleotides long. RefSeq names its product Smith-Magenis syndrome chromosome region, candidate 8 (gene Smcr8). The coding region runs from base 477 to 3281 and encodes 934 amino acids. Gene Ontology annotation, cellular component: guanyl-nucleotide exchange factor complex. The record is from RefSeq and is a predicted model, not a curated record. Lineage: Eukaryota; Metazoa; Chordata; Mammalia; Rodentia; Octodontidae. The transcript is spliced from 2 exons. Gene Ontology annotation, molecular function: GTPase activator activity.